UUAAUUAACCAUAACUUAUAUUUUAAGGUACAGGAAUCCUAGAAUGAUGGCCAAGAAUUAUUAGUUAUUCUAUUGUGACCUAUACCGGUGCUGAAACAGUGUAUAAACGAGUUAUGAUAUUGAACUGAAAAACAAAACACAAAUUUCUAGAUCAUUAAAUUAAUGUGUAAAUGUCGCCAUCAUGGGACGAAUGAAGGACGAUUCUAAGCUUACUGCAUGCUUCCCUGGUCUCCCGCAAGUAAUACUAAAAAAUAAAAAAGCACAAAAAGGUUUCUACUUUUCUAUUUACAUGUUGUAUUGUUUUGUUUUUGUACUAAAACAGCUGUCAACGUCAGCAUGAUGACGUUUAGUCAAUGUAACAUUAAUUUACUGCCCACUGUGUCUCUUGGUUAAACCGCAAACCUAUUGGGGAGAGAAUCUAUGAAAGCAUAUACAUUUUUUCACAAAUUUUAUAAUUCCGUGGCUUAUACAGCAAACUGAAAAAUAGCCUCUUCAACAUCAAGUACAAUACAAAUAUUAAGAAGACAAGAUAUUUGAGCACUACAUGAAAAUACUUGGUUUCAAAUGGGCAGUUGAAAGAUGUCAUAUUCCUCCGCUUUCGGGUGCGUAAUACGCCCUCCUCUAGAAACAAUAGUCCGCUUGGCGUUAACAAAGAUCGAAAAUGCCAGUUAUAUGUAAUGAACAUGACGUACAAAUUAAAAGCAACGUUUACAGUUUAAAUUAUUAUCAUGACUCAAUGUUGUUGAGACAUCCCGCUUUGCUAUUAGAACAAAAACAAUAAUCAAGAUCCGGUAGUACAGACAGGAAGCAAAGAGAUACUUAUGGCGCCCGACUAGAAUGAGGCAACAAUUAUCAGUUAGUAAUUUUUGUACGCUUUAGCCCUACAGCGCUGGAGUAUACGUUUCCACGCUAAAUUACAAGUUAGAAAUGGAUUCAGAGGAGAAUGAGGUGGAGAGCAGUAGUGAUGCAGGCCCCUCAGGGAUGGAGGAGCCAUCUGAGAGUGGCAUGGGUAUGGAGUCAUCAGAGGCAAUGUCUGCAGACAGCAGUGAUGCUGCCGCUUCUCAUCCCCUGGCCCCAGAGUCAGACUGCCAUGUGGGGCAGAGCUCAGAGGGACUCGUGGUGUUUAUUCCAGAAACAAGCUCCAGUACAGACAUCAGAAUUUCAUCAGUCCAUCUCCCUGACUCCUCUUCAGUGGCUCAGUCCACCAGUGUGUCCAGUGUCUCCACAGUGACUCAGUCUCUGCUAGUGUCUGAGUCAGCCCAAGUACUGGUCCACUCCAGUGCAGUAUCUGAAGGGGCCAUGAUGGUUUCUGACUCAACUGCGUCUACCUCAUCAGACCUGGGGUCUGCCAUUGACAAAAUCAUAGAGUCUACAAUCGGCCCUGAUAUUAUGAAUGGAUGCAUACCUGUAACAAGUGCAGAAGAUGGUGGUGCAGAAACAACCCAGUAUCUUAUAUUGCAAGGACCAGAUGAUGGAGCUCCUAUGGUAGCUCACAUGUCGUCUUCAGGUCUGUCCAAUCGUAUAGCCAUAGAAGCUCUUGCUGAAGGUCCCACUUCCACCUGUCUGGAACAGGGGGACCUUCAGAGGAACCUUGAACCUGACCAACCUGACGAUCAGCCUGGGCACUCAGGUUACCCAGAGGACAGCCAGCCCGACCAGCCCCAGCACUCUCACCCCUCCCAGUAUAUGGACUGUAGCACAGAUGGUCCAGACCAAACAGAAGAGUCCUCCUCAUCCUAUGUUGAGUGUUCUGGAGAAGAACCAGAUCAGACAAGGUCUCAGUCAAGCUUUCCUGACUACAGUAGGGACAACAGUGACCAGGACCUGCCUGGAUAUGUGGAAUGCAGUAGAGCAGACUCAAAUCCUACCAGUCAAGGUCACUAUGUGGUAGAGUGCAGUGCUGGAUACCUUGAAUGUGUAGUAGAUGAUGGAGAGCAGCCACAUCAUUCCCGCAGUUACAUUGACAGUAGUGCAGACCAUCGUUCUCCAAUAAAUCGUCUGUAUGAGGCGGAGUAUGUUGGAGAGUGUGUUGCAUCUGCUGACUUUGAGCAACCUGGUUGUUCUCGGUCUGAGGUGAGGAUCGAUGAUGAUGAUGAUGAGGAUGAUGAUGAGCAGAACCAGGAUCCAGAUCAGCCGCAGCACUCCCAACAGCAGCCUCAACAUUCCUGUUACAUGGAGAGUAGCAACGGUCCAGAGACCUCUAUAUACGUUGAUGACAGCUCCUCAUCAGACCACCCUCUGGCAGACACAGCAGGUUUAGGUGAACUUCCUGAAGGACUGGAGAGCAGCGAGAGUCAGCCCGGGCCUUUCAUCAGCAGCAGUGGGACAUACAUGUGCAGUCAAGACACAGAGCAGCAGUGCUCACCCAGACAAGCUGAGGCUCAGGGGUCACAGCAGCCUCUGGUUGAAGGUGGGCUGGUCAGGGAAAUGGAGACAUCAACCGUGGCAGAAGGAACUGGAGUCAGAGCACCAAACCUGGCAGAGCUAGAAGAGAUGAUGGAAGUAGUGAUUGUGCAGCAGUUCAAGUGUAAGAUGUGUCCAUACAAGAGUGCUUCCAAAGACACGCUCAUAAACCACAUGAGAGACAAACACUUUAAACCAGCAGGGGAUCUACCAAAGAAACGCAAACGUGGACGUCCUCCUAAGAGUGAGACUUUAGCCCGUCGUCAGGCAGAGAAGGAGAAAGCCGAGGCAGCAAAAACGAACUCCGCAGAGCCGCGGCAGGCAGAGGAAGAGGAUGAUGAUGUUGUUGAUGCUGGGGCUAUUGAUGAUCAGGAAGGGGAUAGUGACUACAACCCAGUAGAUGAAGACUUGAAAAGAAGAUCACCUGCUGUUCUGAACAAGCCCACUCCUAUAUCAUCCUCUUCACACGGACGUCCUCGACGCAAGGUUGGACGUCCAAGGAAGUACAGUUCUUCAGAGGAAGGACAUAAUAACAGCAAAGAAGCAGAAAGUCUCGAUAAAAAUCCCAGAAUUAGUGCUGAUGCAGGUGUACCUGAAGAGGCAAGCUCCUCAGGGUUAGGCAACGGGCCUUCUGUGGUGACAGAUGGAGACACUGCUGAGACCACCAUUAGCCAAUCAGACUCUGAGAACAAAGACCCAUCAUCUCUCUCACAGCCAGAGGAGGACUUAGUUCACCGCAAACGUGGACGACCCUCCAAAUGCUUCCUGCGCAAGAAGUACAAGAAGUAUAUAAAUCGGAAUCGGUACUACAAAUCUCUGAGACCCUUACAGCGGCCUCACAAUUGCUGGAUCUGUGGCUCUCGAUUCCUCACUCAAGAAGACCUGCGCUUCCACGUCAACUCUCACGAGGGCGACGACCCGGAGCUCUUUAAGUGCCGACAGUGCAGUUAUCGCUGUAAGCGCUGGUCCUCGCUCAAGGAACAUAUGUUCAAUCAUGAGGGAACCAAGCCCUUCAAGUGUGAGGAGUGCGAUUACUCAAGUGUGUACAGAAAAGAUGUCAUCCGUCACUCUGCAGUCCACAACAAAGAGAAGAAGAAAAAAACAGAGACGACGCCAAAGGUGUUAGAGUUCCCCUGUCCUGUGUGUACCCGAGUUUACCCCAUGCAGAAGAGGCUGACGCAGCACAUGAAGACCCACAGUUCAGAGAAACCACACAUGUGUGAUAAGUGUGGAAAAUCCUUCAAAAAGCGCUACACAUUUAAAGUUCAUCUGCUGACGCAUAUUCAGAGUCUCGGAGACAGCAAGUUCAAGUGUGAGUUUUGUGACUACACUUGUGACAACAAGAAGCUACUGCUCAACCAUCAACUGUCCCACACCAACGACAGGCCCUUCAAGUGUGACUACUGCAAAUACUCCACCUCUAAAGAGGAGUUCCUGGUCUCACAUCUUGCCAUCAAACACACAGGCGAGAAGCCGUUCUCCUGUGAUAUGUGUCACUUCAUGACCAAGCACCGAAAGAACCUCCGUCUCCAUGUCCAGUGUCGCCAUCCUGAGGCGUUUGAGGAGUGGUCACAGGCUCACCCUGAAGAACCUGCCAGGAGACUACGCCGACCUUUCUUCAACCUGCAGCAGAUAGAGGAGCUGAAACAACAGGACUUACAGAACACUAUCGUUGCAGUAGAUUCUGCAACACUACAAGCCAUGCAGGGAGUGGAAAACGCCUCCGUGUCCCAGGAUGCACUAGGAAACACAACCAUCAUCUAUGAACAAUCUGAAUCCAGUGAACUGUCGGCCCAGAAUGCACUGGAUUUACUGCUGAACAUGAGCAAUGCACGUGACUUGGUUGGCAGCUCCUUACAGGUGGCAGUGCUGAAGUCGGAGGGCAAAGCUUUGGAAAACACCACGUGGAGUGCGGUGACAACACCGGGCCAAGGCCAAAAGAUAAUGACGUUCCAUGUGUCGGAGAGCGGCGAGACAGUUCUGCAGGAGGCCUACGAGACUGCGACCUCUGAAAAUGGAGAGCUCACUCAGAUCGCCAUUGAAGCCUACGAAGGCAGUGGGGACUUCAGUGUGGUGGAGCAGGCUGCUGAAGAAGUCCAUGAAACUGCAUACAGUACUGAGGAGAGCAGUCCCUCCCAGACUUUAGAAGUCUCUGGAUCAGAGAGCAUCAAAAGUGAAAAGUACUUCCUCACUUCAGCACUGCCUGAUGGGGUUUUGCAACAAGUGGAGCUGAGCAGUGAAGCUCCAGCGUCUCCCUCUGCAGUGAACUCUCCCAGUCUCAGCACAAAGAGGUUUUCCUGUCGAAUCUGCAUGGAGUCUUUCCAAGGACGCUCUGACAUGGAGAACCACAAGAGGGCGCACAUAGAUCCCAAUACCUUCAAGUGUCCAGACUGUGACUACACCUCCACCUCUUGGCCAGAAGUGCAAACUCACAUGAAGAUGCAUGCUUACCUGCGCCCACACAAGUGUCCAAGUUGCAGCUUUGCCUCCAAGAACAAGAAGGAUCUGCGUCGUCACAUGAUGACCCACACCAACGAGAAACCCUUUUCUUGUAAACUUUGUGGACAAAGGUUUAAUCGCAACGGUCACCUAAAGUUUCACAUGGAGCGUCUCCACAAUCAGGAAAAUCCAACCCGCAAGCGAACUGCAACUGCUGCACAGACCAUCAUAGUCAACAGUGAUGAGGAGGCUCUGGCCACACUGCAGUCCCUGCAGACACAUCAGACCAUCACUCCAGAAAGGUUACAGGCUUUGGGACAGGAACACAUCAUUGUAGCUCAAGAACAGGCUCUGUCAGACCAGGAGGAGGGAACAUAC
This is a messenger RNA of Cynoglossus semilaevis (tongue sole), 5220 nucleotides long. Its product is annotated as zinc finger protein 335. The record is from RefSeq and is a predicted model, not a curated record. Gene Ontology annotation, biological process: positive regulation of transcription by RNA polymerase II; positive regulation of neurogenesis; brain development. The annotation marks the transcript as partial. NCBI's taxonomy places the organism in Eukaryota, Metazoa, Chordata, Actinopteri, Pleuronectiformes, Cynoglossidae. Gene Ontology annotation, cellular component: nucleus. The transcript has 24 exons. Gene Ontology annotation, molecular function: RNA polymerase II cis-regulatory region sequence-specific DNA binding.